GAGGCACCGAGGCAGGGCCGGCGCCGGAGGCUCCGAGCCGGGCACGGGGACGAGGGCACGGGCAGCCCCCGGGCACCAUCCCCAGCGCCCCCGGCCAUGGCGGGCCGGCUCCGGCCCCCCGAGCCCAGCCCGGCGCUGGGACUGGAGGACGUUCCCCGCCUCCAGCCACCUCUGCGGGUGUCCCCGCAGCACACGGUGACACGGGUGCCCGUCAUCCGCCACCGCGGCUCCAACACCCUCAACUUCCACUUCCAUGACCCGGAGAGCCGCGGCACCGCCGGGAACAGCCAGGGAGCUCCCAAGAGCUCAGUGAAUGAGUGGUACCAGACCUGGCCAGCCAAGGAGGCGAAAGCCCCCAGCACCCAGAUGCCCGCCCACCCCACACCCAGCCCCAGGGCUGCCCCCUCGUGCCCCCCGGGCUGGUCGGCAACCUGGACCAAGGACAGCAAGCGGCGGGAGAGGCGCUGGGUGAAGUACGAUGGCAUCGGGCCCGUGGACGAGACGGGGAUGCCCCUCGCCUCACGCUCGAGCGUCGACAGCCCCCGAGACUGGUACCGCAGCAUGUUCCGGCAGAUCCACCGCAAGCUGCCAGAGCCCGACUGGGACACCCAUUCCUGCCCCGCCACCGCGCCUCCGUCGCCCCCCAAGCCGCGGAGGAGGGGCUCGGCGCCAGCAGAGCCCCCCGGAAUGCCCAACGGGAUGGACUGGAGCCGCUGGGGUGCCAGCAGUGCCACCGCCGAGCCUGGCAGCAUUUUCGACUACGAGCCAGGGAAGUUCUCUCCGCGGGAGCAGAGCCCGGCAGCAGCGCGGCCCAAGCGGGCUCAGUCCAUCGAGGUGCUGCUGGAGCAGGAGCUGGAGCAGCUCAGCCAGGAGCUGGACAAGGACAUGAGGGACAUGGAGACGCGCCGGGCGCCCCGCCAGAGCCCGGCGGCUGCUCCCACCGCUCGCUCCCCUGCUCCGGCCUCCCCGGCUGCUCGGACCCCCCUGUCCCCCCACCGGCUGUGGAGCCCCCCUGUCACCCCCAGCAUGGAGCGGGGUGGGCUGGGGCUGGCCAGUGACCGGAGCCCUGGCAGAGACACCCUCAGGCCAGGGACCCUCCCCAGCUUGUCAGACCUGGGGGACCCCGUGGAGGCCGUCAAGAGGGAGGAGAAAAAGAUGAAAGCUGCUCGCCUCAAGUUCAACUUCCAAGCCGAGUCUCCCAAGGAGCUGACGCUGCAGAAGGGAGACAUCGUCUACAUCCACAAGGAGGUGGACAGGAACUGGCUGGAGGGGGAGCACCACGGCCGCGUGGGCAUCUUCCCCUCCAACUACGUGGAGAUCCUGCCCCCCACGGAGGUGCCCAAGCCCAUCAAGGCUCCCACGCUCCAGGUGCUGGAAUACGGCGAGGCGCUGGCGCUCUACAACUUCCGAGGCGAUCUGCACGUGGAGCUCUCCUUCCGCAAGGGCGAGCGGAUCUGCCUGGUGCGGCGGGUGAACGAGAACUGGUACGAGGGGCGGAUCUCGGGCACCAGCCGCCAGGGCAUCUUCCCCGCCACCUACGUCCAGGUGCUGAAGGAGCCGCGGGUCAAAAGCACCGCCGAGGACAUCCCCGCCUCUCCCGGCCCCGCCAGCCCCCGGCCCGCCGCCGGGUCCCCGUCCCUGCAGCGCUCGCCCGGCCCCCGCAUCCCGCAGGCUCCCGCAGGUUCCCCCCGGGAAGCGAAGCGGGGUCCCGGGGUGACGGACGGGCGCCCGUCCUCUCCGCGCCACCUCGGUGCCACCUUCCCCCCCUCCCCAAAGCUGCCCCACGCUGGCGUGAGUGCCCCCCACCCUGGCAUCGUGCCCCUCACCCUGGCAUCGUGCCCCCCACCCUGGCAUCGUGCCCCUCACCCUGGGGCCGGGGGUGCCGCCCUGAGCCCACCCUGUCCCCCCACAGCGCCCGACCCCCGCGGCACAAAGCAGCGCCCGCCCCGAGCCCGCCCCGUCCUACAACGGCUCCGAAAUCCGGUGGACUCCGUAAGCAGCGCCGGGAGCGUCCCCGGGGCGCCGUGGCCCCACGAGGGACCCGUGGGGUGGGUGGGCUCUGCCCAUGCUUUGUCUCGCAGGUACCGGGCGCUCUACCAGUACCGGCCCCAAAACGCCGACGAGCUGGAGCUGCUGGAAGGGGACCGCGUGGAUGUCAUGCAGCAAUGCGACGACGGCUGGUUCGUGGGAGUGUCCAGGAGGACGCAGAAAUUCGGCACUUUCCCCGGGAAUUACGUGGCGCCGGUGUGACCCGCGGCCAUGGGGGACCCCGGGGGGAGGAACGGGGCCGGGGGCUCCCCCUGGCCCGCCUCGGCCGCGCUGUGUCCCCGCCGGGUCCCCCCACGGGGAUGAAGCGCCCCCAGCUCCCUCCCGCCCCUAUGGGGCUGCUUCUAACAGGGACGAAUCCCCCCAGCGCGGGGUGGCUUAACCCGCCCCCUCCUCACCGCUGCCCGGUGCCACCGCCCCGGGGGUCGCCCCGGGGCUCUGGCCGGAGCCGGGCCUGACCAUGACGGCCGUGCCCCGGGAUGUGGGUCCGUGUCCGGGAGUCGCCGUCGCUUCUUUUCCGUCAUUAAAGCUCAGCUCAGCCCGA
This is a messenger RNA of Lonchura striata (white-rumped munia), 2590 nucleotides long. The record is from RefSeq and is a predicted model, not a curated record. NCBI's taxonomy places the organism in Eukaryota, Metazoa, Chordata, Aves, Passeriformes, Estrildidae.